This is a messenger RNA of Ananas comosus (pineapple), 567 nucleotides long. RefSeq lists its product as uncharacterized. The transcript is spliced from 2 exons. Bases 1 to 567 code for a protein of 188 amino acids. The record is from RefSeq and is a predicted model, not a curated record. Gene Ontology annotation, molecular function: nucleic acid binding. NCBI's taxonomy places the organism in Eukaryota, Viridiplantae, Streptophyta, Magnoliopsida, Poales, Bromeliaceae.
AUGGCCGAGUUCGCCUACAACAAUAGUUAUCAAGCUAGUAUAGGAAUGGCCCCGUUUGAAGCUCUCUACGGGAGGAAGUGUCGUUCCCCUAUACACUGGAGCGAGGUGGACGAGCGGAUAGCCUUGGGCCUCAAUGUGUUGCGAGAGGUGGAAGAGAAGGUCCGCCUUGCUCGCCGAAGGAUGUUUACGGCGCAAGCUAGGCAGAAGAAUUAUGCGGAUCGGCGUCGGAGAGACCUUGAGUUCGCGGUUGGAGACCGCGUCUUCUUAAAAGUUUCGCCUAUGAUGGCAUUGCCGCCCGAGCUUGCAGAAGUUCAUAGUGCAUUCCACAUUUCAAAUAUCUGCAAAUACGUUCACGAUCCCGAGCAUGUGCUCUUGUUCGAACCGCCCGAGCUUCAAGAGAAUAUGACUUAUGAGGAGUUCCCGGUGCGCAUCAUUGCUCAUGAGGUGAGGAAGCUGCGGAACCGUGAGAUUUCAUAUGUCAAAGUCCAAUGGAGCAACCAUGAUGAUCGGGAGGCUACUUGGGAGCUCGAGGAGGCGAUGAGAAAGCACCAUCCUCAUCUUUUCUAG